AUGGGCAACGAAGACACUGCAGUCGAGGGGCAAACUGAGCCCCCUAUAUGUGGCUUCAAGGGGCCUCCAUCAAUACAACCAGCCGAACCAGAUUCGGACAAGUCGACCGUCUGCACAAAGACUGCGUCGAUCGCAGAGUUCUCUGCCGAUUCCGCCCACGUCUUCGGGGCGAGCCAGAUCUGCGGAUUUCUCAACACUGACAUCAAAAAUGGCCUCGCCGGUGCCGAAGCUGCAGCUCGUCUACAGCAGAAUGGCCCCAACAAGGUUGAGGGAGCUAAGGGGAUAUCGCUUUGGACGAUACUGCUAAGACAGGUCUCCAACUCCCUGACCCUUGUCCUCGUUAUAACGACGAUCCUGUCGUUCGCCAUCAAUGACCACAUUGAAGGCGCCAUCAUCUGCGCGGUCAUCUUGCUCAACAUCGUCGUAGGAUUCAUCCAAGACUUCCGCGCAGAGCAAACCAUCCAGGCACUCUAUGCCCUAUCUGCACCAACCUGUAAGGUCAUCCGAGAUGGCCAGAUAGAAACCAUAAAGGCGGAAAGCCUCGUCGUUGGAGACAUUGUCCUGCUCAAUGUGGGCGAUGUCAUCCCGGCGGACCUCCGCCUGGGUGACAGCAUCAAUCUCUCCACCGACGAGGCCCUCCUGACCGGCGAGUCCCUGCCCAUCAGCAAGCAUGCUGAGAGGGUGCUGGCCGACCAGGACGUGCCUCUCGGUGACCGUGUCAACAUGGUCUACUCGGCAAGCACAAUCACACGCGGCCGAGCCACUGGAAUCGUGACCGCCGUCGGGAUGGCCACAGAGGUCGGCAAGAUCGCCGGCCUGCUGAGACAGGCCAAGAAGAGCUCCGAGGGGAAGGAGGGCAUCGCAAAGAUGGUCCACCUCACCAAGGAGAAGAUCCGCGUGCUCCUCGGCCUCGACGGCACCCCCCUCCAGGUGUCGCUGAGCAAGUUUGCCCUGCUGUUGUUCGCCCUCGCCAUCACGCUUGCCAUAAUCGUCUUCUCGGUCAGCCGUUUCAACAUUGACGACGAGGUCCUCAUCUACGGUAUAUGUGUCGCAGUAGCUGUAAUCCCAGAGUCGCUGAUCGCCGUGCUGACCAUCUCCACGGCGAUCGGCACGAAAGCCAUGGCCAAGGGCAACGUGAUUGUCCGCAAGCUGGCAGCGCUGGAGGCGGUCGGCGGCGUGACCAACAUCUGCUCCGACAAGACCGGCACGCUGACGCAGGGCAAAAUGCUGGCCAGAAAGGUCUGGCUGGCCGACGGGGCGGCCAUCUCGGUCCACGGGACGACUCACCCCUUCGACCCGAGCAGCGGAGCGGUCCAGCACAACGGCCGCGAGCUGACACCGGCCGAGAUGAAAGCCACAGGCCGGGGGGUGACCAGCCUCCAAGCGCUGCUGGAGACAGUCGCGCUCUGCAACAAUGCCUCUGUCACCCAACGGGAAACAUGGACCGCCCUGGGCGAGCCCACGGAGAUCGCCCUGCAGGUCCUGGCCAUGCGCUUCGGCAUGGGCAAGCCAGACCUGCUGUCCGGCGAGAAGGCCACCCUUGUCUCCGAGUACCCCUUCGACUCGACCUGCAAGAGGAUGACAGUCGUCUACGACACCGGCGACCAGACGGCCCUCACGGCAUACACCAAGGGCGCCGUCGAGGCGAUUCUCCCCCUGAUCCAGAUCCCAGACGCCAGGCAGCGCGAGAUCGCCGCCAUGGCCGACACGCUCGCCGCGGAAGGCCUCCGCGUGCUGUGCGUGGCCAGGCGGUCCGCCACGGCGACGGAGCUCUCGAAGCGGGAGACUGCCGAGGCGGACCUCGAGUUCGUCGGCCUGGUCGGCCUGUACGACCCGCCGCGCGUGGAGAGUGCCCCCGCGGUGCUCAAGUGCCAGCGGGCGGGCAUCACGGUGCACAUGCUCACGGGUGACCACGUCAAGACGGCGACGGCCAUCGCGAGGGAGGUCGGCAUCCUGCCCCCCGUUGAGGCAGGCGGCCCGGCGUCUGACCCGCAGGCCAUCAUGCAGGCGAGCGCGUUUGAUGCGCUCACCAACGCCCAGAUCGACGCCCUGGACAAGCUUCCGCUGGUCCUCGCCAGGUGUAGCCCGUCGACGAAGGUGCGCAUGGUCGAGGCCAUGCACCGCCGCCAUGCGUUCUGUGUCAUGACUGGUGACGGUGUCAAUGACUCUCCCGCGCUCAAGAAGUCUGAUGUCGGUAUUGCGAUGGGCAUGAACGGUAGUGAUGUCGCCAAGGAGGCGGCGGAUAUGGUCCUGACGGACGAUAACUUCGCCUCGAUCGUCACUGCGGUCGAGGAAGGAAGGAGACUCUUCGACAACAUCCAGAAGUUCCUCCUCCACCUCCUCAUCUCAAACAUCGCCCAGGUGAUCCUCCUCUUGGUAGGCCUCGCCUUCCGCGACGCCUCGGGCGCCUCCGUCUUCCCCCUCUCGCCCAUCGAGAUCCUCUGGGCCAACCUGGUGACCUCGUCCUUCCUGGCCCUGGGCCUGGGGCUGGAGGAGGCCCAGCCGGACGUGAUGCAGCGGGCGCCCCACGACCUGCGCGUGGGCGUCUUCACCCGCGAGCUCAUCGUCGACAAGUUCGUCUACGGGUCCGCCAUGGGCCUCAUCUGCCUGGGCGUCUUCGCGACCGUCGCGUUCGGCGGCGUCUCGCAGGCCGUCGGGCCGGGCGGGUACACCCUCGGUGAUGCGUGCAACUCGGGUUACAACGACUCUUGCGUCGUUGUGUUCCGCGCGCGUGCGGCGACCUAUGCCACCCUCACCUUCCUGCUGCUCGUCACCGCGUGGGAGGCCAAGCACUUCACCCGCAGCCUGUUCAACAUGCACCCGGAGAAGUACCGCGGCCCGCUUUCUGUCUUCAAGACCGUCUGGGCCAACCAGUUCCUCUUCUGGGCUGCUGUGGCUGGCUUUGUUCUCGUCUUCCCACUUGUGUAUCUGCCCGUCAUCAAUGAGGUCGUCUUCAAGCACAUGAGCAUUGGCUGGGAGUGGGGCAUUGUUGCGGCCGGAAUUGUGGUCUACUUGUGUGUUGUGGAGAGUUGGAAGGCCGUGAAGAGAAGGUUUGGAAUCGGUAGUGUGAGGAAAACGGUCGAUGGCUUCGGGCCAGCCGGUGACAACGGCAGUGUCGUCUAA
Diaporthe batatas is the source of this 3123-nucleotide messenger RNA. RefSeq lists its product as uncharacterized. The record is from RefSeq and is a predicted model, not a curated record. Lineage: Eukaryota; Fungi; Ascomycota; Sordariomycetes; Diaporthales; Diaporthaceae. Gene Ontology annotation, molecular function: ATP hydrolysis activity; ATP binding; P-type calcium transporter activity. Gene Ontology annotation, biological process: intracellular calcium ion homeostasis; calcium ion transmembrane transport. Bases 1 to 3123 code for a protein of 1040 amino acids. Gene Ontology annotation, cellular component: plasma membrane. The transcript has 4 exons.